AUGAGUAAACAGGGCAAUAUUAAAGUAAUCCGUCAUCCCGAUCAUCAUCGGAUUAGUAUGGAUUUAUUUUGGACGCAUCAUGAGAAAAUGUUGAUUAUUGAUCAGAAAAUUGCAUUUGUUGGUGGCCUAGAUUUAUGUUUUGGUCGAUGGGACGAUGAAUUUCAUCGUCUAACCGAUUUAGGUAAGACGAAUGAUACACUAUCGGAUAUAGUAUCCGAAAUUGCUCAAGAAAGAAAAGAAAUCGAUGACGAAUUAUCGAUCGAAACAUUUGAACAAGUGACAGAAAAAAUUGUCCAAAAUGCGGACCAAAUUCAAGUAACGACUUGUUCUUCAAUUGAAAGUAUUGAAGGCCAGAAAGGGAGUCGAAACGAAGAACAAUCGAAAAAGUCUCAAUCGAUGAUGGAUACCAAAACUCGAUAUUUUAUUGGCAAAGAUUAUUCCAAUCUCUACAAGAAAAAGAUGAAAGCUGUCGAAAAAUACUAUCAAGAUUUCAUCGAUCGAACAGUUGUACCGCGUGCACCUUGGCACGAUGGAGGGUUGGUAGUCUUCGGUGAAGUAGCACGAGAUGCAGCACGACAUUUUAUACAACGCUGGAAUAUUCAUAAGUACGAAAAAUAUCUCAACAACAAAUCGUAUCCAUUCUUGUUGCCAAAGACCUAUGAUAAUAAAGAAGAAUUAACUGUAGAAAAUUGGAAAGAAUUUCUAAACAGUGAACCGUAUAAGAUUGAUGCUCAAUGUGUUCGUUCGAUUGGUCCAUGGUCAGCAGGUACGAGAAUUACCGAAAUAUCGAUUCAGAAUGCUUACAUAGAAAUGAUCAAUGCUGCCAAAUAUUUCAUCUAUAUUGAGAAUCAGUAUUUCGUCACACUCACUAAUAGCUCGAAGAUUCACAAUCAAGUAGGAGACGCUCUUUAUCAACGAGUUCUACGUGCACAUACAUCGGCAGAAAAAUUUCGUGUAUACAUACUACUUCCACUCUUACCUGGUUAUGAUAAUGCAAAUACUAUUCGAGCCACACUCUAUUACACUAUGCAAUCGAUCACCAAGACUGAAAAAUCACUAUUCAAACGACUUGAAGCAGCGGGUGUUCCACCCAAUGAUUAUAUUAGUUUCUUUGGUAUGCGACAAUACGAUAGACUGAUGGAUAAUUUAGUGACGGAAAUAGUCUAUGUGCAUUCGAAAUUUAUGAUUAUCGAUGAUCGAAUGGCAAUAUGUGGUAGUGCUAAUAUUAAUGAUCGUUCGUUACUCGGUAAACGCGAUAGUGAAUUUUGUGUGGUAAUAAAUGAUAUUGAAGAGGAAGAGUGUCAUUUUGAUGGUCAAUUAGUUCGUGUUGGAAAAUUUUGUUCUAGCUGGCGUAGAAAACUUUUUUCAAUGUUGCUUGGUACUCUAUGGGAGAAUAAAUAUAAUAUCGAGGUGAACGAUCCAAUUUCAGACGAAUUCUACAAUUAUUUUCGACAAGCAGCGCGUACGAAUAUGUUGAUCUACGAAGAAGUUUUUGCACCAGUGCCAACCAAUUGUGUUCGACGAAUUGAUCAAAUUGACGAAUAUAUGAGAAGGCCGAAACUCAAAGAUGUCGAUCCUCAGAAUGCUCAAGAGAAAUUGGAUUGCAUUCGAGGUCUAGUAGUCGAAUAUCCAAUUUACUUUCUUGAUGAAGAAGAUUAUCAACCCAGGUAUCUAACACCUGAAGGUCUGGCUCCAUACUUCGUGUGGACAUAA
Messenger RNA from Rotaria sordida, 1713 nucleotides. Lineage: Eukaryota; Metazoa; Rotifera; Eurotatoria; Philodinida; Philodinidae. The record is from the annotation of a GenBank genome assembly.